UGUUCGAUAGAAUGGAGGUUCUGUGGCAUUGAUUAGCUCUUCCCGAACACGUACGUAAGUACAAAAUAAGUUAUCAGCAUAAAAAAUCACCUGUCCCGCGAACUAAAAUCGAACCUCAUGCGGGAGAAUAUCCAAUAGAUCAAUAUGGAGUCCAACGAUAUUAUGGACUAUUUGAGUGCCUCCAUCGCUGGUGGAACAGUUCUGAUCUUGUUAAUCGUGAACUACUGGCUUUGGUGUAUUCCCAUGAAUCGGAUUCGUUCAGUGGACGAAGUAGGAUUCAAUCACAUCUUGGAAACAGGAAAGCGAAAGAAGCUGGCUAUUAAUCGAUUGAGGAAGACUCGAAAAGCGGGCAAAAUGCCGCCAGCCUUUCCCAACGGAUGGUUUGUUCUUGCGGAAACGAGAGAUAUCGAGCCUGGGUUGAUCAAACAUGUGAGUGCCUUGGGGUCGGAUUUUGCAGUCUUCCGGGGAGAAGAAUCCAAGAAGGUCUUCGUCACAGAUGCGUAUUGCCCGCACUUAGGGGCCAAUAUCACGGUCGGAGGCUCCAUUGAAGGCGAUUGCGUCACGUGUCCUUUUCACGAAUGGAGUUUUGACGGCAAUACCGGGAAAUGUGUGGAUAUUCCAUACGCUGAAAAGAUCCCGGACAGUGCCAAAUUGUCAACAAAGACCUGUAUGGAGGCCAAUGGUCUUAUUUACGUGUGGUUUCACUCUGAUGGCAUUGAACCCACGUGGUUUCCACCGAUCAUGGAUCAACUGGCUCCAUCUGCACCAAAAUGUUGGGUGUACCAAGGACGUAAUGAGUACGAGAUCUCGUCACACAUUCAAGAUAUCCCCGAGAAUGGAGCUGAUGUGGCUCAUUUGAAUGCAGUCCACAAGACCACGAUUUUGGCGGGAGGAGAACCGUCCCAAUGGAUCCAGAGUCUCACCCAGUGGGCGUGGCAUGAGUGGGGAGUUCGAUGGGCGCCAGAAACGGAGGAGGGUCGACAACACAGAGCCAAAGUGGAACUCAAACACGAGAUGAAAGUGCUUGGAGGCAUUCCUUUGUUUUCUCUGAAUGUUGUGGGAGAGCAAAUUGGCCCCGCUUUGGUUCAUUUGCAUUUCGAAUCUUUCAUGGGGAAAGGUGUCAUGAUACAAUACGUCCUGCCCUUGGAACCUAUGCUUCAAAAGAUAGUCCAUGUGUUCUACACCCAAAGAACUUGGCUGGCUCCCUAUGCCAAAAUGGUUCUUCUUGGUGAAUCCAUCUUACUGGAGAGAGAUAUCGCUGUUUGGAACAGUAAAACUUAUGCGGAUCGUCCAUUUCUCGUAAAAGAAGACCAUUUGAUCAGGCAACAUCGUCGUUGGUACUCUCAAUUCUACUCGGAGAGUAGCCCGAGGUUUGCCGAAACCAAUGGAGUCCUGGAUUGGUAACAAGUUCGAAAAAAACCUAUGCCAAUAGGUUGCGAUAAUAUGUAGUCUCAUCUACGAAUAAAGUGACUGUCCAAAGCC
This is a messenger RNA of Tigriopus californicus, 1482 nucleotides long. RefSeq names its product cholesterol 7-desaturase nvd-like (gene nvd). The coding region runs from base 145 to 1404 and encodes 419 amino acids. The record is from RefSeq and is a predicted model, not a curated record. Lineage: Eukaryota; Metazoa; Arthropoda; Copepoda; Harpacticoida; Harpacticidae. Gene Ontology annotation, molecular function: 2 iron, 2 sulfur cluster binding; chlorophyllide a oxygenase activity. The transcript is spliced from 7 exons. Gene Ontology annotation, biological process: cholesterol metabolic process; chlorophyll biosynthetic process. Gene Ontology annotation, cellular component: chloroplast.